Vigna unguiculata (cowpea) is the source of this 1328-nucleotide messenger RNA. Its product is annotated as RING/U-box superfamily protein. Gene Ontology annotation, molecular function: ubiquitin-protein transferase activity; zinc ion binding. The record is from RefSeq and is a predicted model, not a curated record. Gene Ontology annotation, biological process: protein ubiquitination. Lineage: Eukaryota; Viridiplantae; Streptophyta; Magnoliopsida; Fabales; Fabaceae.
UGUGACUAAUAGUAUACCCGUCAUUAGAACUGUCAUUUUAAUUUUCAGGGCACGGUGGUAGAGCGCUGCGGUGACAGCGACGAUCGAGUGGUACAGGGCGGCGAUGAUAACGACGAUCGAUCGAGUGGUUGAGGAGAAGAAUCGUCGACGAGAAAUUUUUUUCAUGUGGAGGAAUGGAGGGAGCUUCAUCCUCAUCUUCAUCUAGGAAUUUUCCCUCCACUGCUGAAGAUCAUUACUUGGUCGACGAUUUCUACUUUUCAGUACUUUACGAUGCUGAAGAAAUAUUUCCAAUUUCGGAUGAGAAAUAUGCUGAAGAGCUGCAACUACAAGAAGCACUCUAUUCCUCCACGAUGUCAAGUGGUAGGGUUGAAAAGGAAGCUGUUCAAGUGGAUGUAGAUGAUGUCGCUGACCUCCUUUUGAGAAACCGCAAGAGGAAACGUAAAGAGAGCGGUGAAACUUCCCUUGCACACUGUGGUAUUUGCAUGGAUGCCAAGCCUGGGGAAGAAAUGUUCAGGAACCGAAACUGUUCUCACCUUUUUUGUGAUAAUUGCAUUGGAGGACAUGUUGCUGCAAAGAUUCAGGAAAAUAUAUCAAUGGUGAAAUGUCCUGAGCCAAAAUGCAAAGCGGUUAUAGAGCCUGAGAAUUGUCAUUCAAUUAUCCCUAAAGAAGUGUUUGAUAGAUGGGAAAAUGCUCUUUGUGAGAAUGUGGUGCUUGGAUCACAAAAGUUUUACUGUCCCUUUAAGGAUUGUUCAGCUAUGAUGAUAUGUGAUGCAGGGGAAGUUGUGACUUCAUCGGAGUGUCCACAUUGCAAUAGACUUUUUUGUGCACAGUGCAAGGUUUCGUGGCAUGCAGGAAUAGACUGUAAGGAGUUUCAGAGGUCGAAAAGAGAGAAAGGAGAGAAUGGAGACUCAUUGGUCAGUGAACUUGCCAAGACUAAACGUUGGAGAAGAUGUUCAAAAUGCAAAAUUUACGUAGAAAGAAUUGAUGGAUGUACUCAUAUCAUGCAGAUGUGGCCAUGAAUUUUGCUAUGCUUGUGGAUUGUCUUGGAGUGGUAAACAUUAUUCAUGUGUAGGUCGUUAAGUUGUGGUGCAGACCAAGUUCAAAUAUUUUGAGAUUUUGGAUCUAUGGUUCAGUGAGUAGUACAUUUGAGAUUUUGGAUUGCCAAAUUCUUUUGAGGUAAUUCAAACAUUAGAUCAUUGUGGUUAUCAGAACCAUUAGUAGUUUAUCCAGUAAAUAUUGUUAGAUUUAUCUUUUGAGGUAGUUCAAACAUUGGAUCAUUAGCCUUAUCAGAACCAUUAGUAGUUUAUCCAAGUAAUUAUUAUUAGAUU